AAGUGACCAACGGCGAAAGGAAACAAACCAUACAACAACCCGAAACACACGUCCAUCAAAAUGCUCCUCACCCUCGCCCUCUCCUUCGCCUUCGCCAGCCUCACACCCGCCCAGAUCACCACCGACUCCGGACUCCUCGCUUACACCACCAGCGUCGGCCCCUGCACCACAAACACCAUUCCGGAAUCCGACCUCGUCUUCAGCAUCCAAACCGACACAGUCGUCGAAACGCCCGGCCCACAAUCCGCGUGCACAUAUAUCGUCAACGCCGACAACCCAUCUCAAAUCGUCAGCACGUUGACGCCCGCGAGCGUGAUUCCCACGGUCUCUGUCCCGAGCACCGCGGAUGUGAUUUUGAUUAGCGGGUCUGGGUCAUCAACGACGUCCGGUUCGGGAGCCGUGGUCACGGAGACGGCGGUGGUUUCUACGACUGGUGGGGAGGAGGUCACGGAGACGGUGACGAGGACGAGUGGUGGUGCGGCGUCGAGGACCAGUGAGACGGCGGUGCCGCCGGCUUCGACGACGGCGGACGGAGCUGCGGCUGGAAGGGGAGUUGCUGGGGAGGUGUUUGGUGUUGCUGGGUUUGUGGCGAUGGUGGCUGGGUUUCUGAUGUAGGUCUAGGGUUAUCGUUGGCGAGGCAGGGAGUGAUGGAGGUGGUUUGUCUUGAGGCAGUGAGUGAGAUCAGAGUGUUGGAACAUUUCUCACUUUAAGUCGCUGCGAUGCGAGGUCGAGGACAGUUUCUUCAGAAUGAAGAUGCAGGAAACCCACAUCUCUCAGGUUGUGGUGACAAUGUGAAGUCUUGAUAUGCAGGCUAUACUAAAGAGCGGAGCUGAGGCCUUGC
Messenger RNA from Zymoseptoria tritici IPO323, 841 nucleotides. RefSeq lists its product as uncharacterized. NCBI's taxonomy places the organism in Eukaryota, Fungi, Ascomycota, Dothideomycetes, Mycosphaerellales, Mycosphaerellaceae. Bases 61 to 615 code for a protein of 184 amino acids. The transcript has a single exon. The record is from RefSeq and is a predicted model, not a curated record.